GACCGACUGUCCAAUGACUACAGGCCUGUUUCACGAUGUCACUAGAAGUGGUCCAAUGACAAGUUCCCAUGCAGUCAUUGAAAGAACAAAUGGAUAGUGGGCAGGAAGCUAUCUAGCUGAGAGGGGAGAGGGGGAAGCGCUAUCAUUGUUGUCACACACCCAACGAACUUUUUUGUUGCGAUUAAGCUAAUGAUAUCUGAUAGAAAAAACGGCAAUUACCGAUGUAAGUUAUAUGCAUAACAUCUUGAUGUAACAGGGCCAUCAUUUGUGUGAUUUCACGUACAGAAGAACAUCUCUCCAGGACUUUUCAGAACUGACGAGAUUGGACACAUCGAUUUACUAGAAGUCGGUCUGACAGAUAUGAGUGAUUCCGAGCCACCGAAGUUUGCGUCCAUUGAAGAUGAAAGAGAUUACUGGAAGGAGCAAGCUGUGCAGCAUCAACAAAGGGCGCAAGAGGCCCUGGAGGAGUUGCAGGAGUUCCAGCAGAUGAGCAGGGACUAUGAGGUGGAACUGGAGACGGAGCUGAAGCAGUGCGAAACACGGAACCGGGAGCUGCUCAACAUGAACAACCGUUUGGGCAUGGAGCUGGAGAACUACAAGGAGAAAUACGAGACCCAGCACUCCGAGGCUGUCCGACACAUAUCCACUCUGGAGGGGGACCUGGCCGAGACCACUGCCAUCAAGGACCAGCUGCACAAAUACGUCCGGGAGUUGGAGCAGGCCAACGAUGACCUGGAGAGAGCCAAGAGGGCCACCAUCAUGUCUCUAGAGGAUUUUGAGCAGAGGAUGAACGGUGUGAUCGAGAGGAACGCCUUUCUGGAGAGCGAGCUGGAUGAGAAGGAGAACCUGCUAGAGUCAAUGCAGAGACUAAAGGAUGAAGCCAGAGACCUGAGGCAGGAGCUGGCGGUAAAGCAGAAACAGGAGCGUCGGCCGUCUCUCAGUCUGUCCAAAGACGCCGUGGCAGCGGAGCCCACCCCCCCACCCUCCCGGCCCACCUCUGCGCUCCCCACCCCCUCCAGACCCCCGGGCUCCCCCAGUGCCUUCAACACACCGCCAGCCUCACAGAGCAGGGGGGAGGGUUUGGUGGGAAGCCCUCUAACUACCUCAGCACGUAUAUCAGCUCUGAACAUCGUUGGGGAGCUGUUGAGGAAAGUCGGGAACCUGGAGUCUAAGCUGGCUACCUGCAGAGAACUGCAUGUGAGCGACAAGACCCAGAUCCGGCAGAACCUUCCGGCAUCAUCGGGGACGCCCGCCAGCCAGCGAGAGAGCCCCGACAUGCAGGCCAACACCAACGGCCUCUAUGACAAGGGUUUGGUGAGGCGGCUAGAUUUCGGACCAGGACCUAAGAUUCUGCUCUGAGUGCACCCAGCAUGCCUUGCACCGCUCUUGUGCUUCAGCCCAUACUGCACCCAUGUGGCUUCUCACCCCGACCCCCUCUGCACAAGACCCCUUACCGAAGGCACCCUCAUCAGCACCCCCUCCCCUUCCUCGCUCCUGGAAGGCACCCUCAUCAGCACCCCCUCCCCUUCCUCGCUCCUGGAAGGCACCCUCAUCAGCAACUCCACCUCCUUCCUGCAGCGUUCCUCCCUCUUCCCUUCCAUGGCACUGGAAGAACCCGGUUUUUGAUGCAGCUGCCCGGCGAGUGUUGUUUUCCCUCUCAUGCAUUGAGAAACGCAGCUGAACAGGAGGAACGGAGGAAGACAUUUUGUCUCAAAACCCUGAUGACUUUAGUCAUUUCCUCAAGUCUGGCCCCACAUUUCAAAAAAACUAUUUUUUUCCUAAUCCACAGCAUUACAUCGGCCUUUCAUGUACUGAUAGAGUGAGACCACUAUGUACAUGGAGAGGAAUACCUAGGAGGACCCUUUCUACUGCAGCACCGCUCGACUCGAGGUGUGAAAUGUUGUUGUUUGUGACACACUGGAGUUGCCUUUGGAGGAGCUGGAGGUCUACACUUUUAUUGCACACUUUUCUUCCCGACAGGAUAUUCUCUAUGAUGAAGGAUAAUGAAACGUUUAUGAGUUAUUAGAACAGAUUAGAGUUAUUGGUUAUUUAGAACCGAUAGAGCGUGGAAGUGAGUACGUGAACGGAGAUAAAAAGAACCCUGCACAGGUCUGAGGUAUACGUAGGAAUGGAAUAGAUAAAGAGAGAGAGAGAGAGAGAGAGGUGAAUGUGUUUACUAUAAUGAUGUGAUCAAUGUCUGAGAAGGCAGACUUUCUCAGCUGCCUAUGAGAUGGCUCUUACUGGCCGUGAUGGAUGAAUUGAAUUGUAAGUGGAUGUCAGUCAGAUUAUAUUUGUUGUGUCUUGUUUGUGGGAUUUGUCCCUUGCAGUUUGUCAUAUCAUUUGUCCUACUAACACUGCAGAGCUGUUAAGUAAUCUAACUCGAGCACAGAGAGACGGUAUCGUUGCUUAUUACUGCUUUGUUUUAGAUUGGGUCUGAACUAAAAUGUUGGGAUGCCAUUGCAUGGUCAACGGCUUGUUUUCCCAAGUUUUUGUCAAGGUGUGUGUGUGUGUGUGUGUGUGUGUGUGUGUGUGUGCGUGUGUGUGUGCGUGUGUGUGUGUGUGUGUGUGUGCGUGUGUGUGUGUGUGUGUGCGUGUGUGUGCGCGCGCGUGGGUGGGUGGGUGGGUGCAUUGCGCGAGUGACUUGCUGCUGUUUUAAUGUUUUUGUAAAAUGUGUGGAAUGUCUCAGGGUUUGUUGUGGGUGAUAUUUAGCAGGAGGCAGGUCUAGGCCUAUAUUAACAAACUUAAUGGGACCUUGUGUUGAGUCUCGCAGUGCUAUUCAUAAGGCCUUGAUCUCUUACACACAACUGAUAGUCUGUUACACACAAAAAGGCCUUGUAGACUUGGCAUAACUGGAAAGGUGUACUAUUUUUAUAAUAAUACAAACUUUGUGUGCCUUACAAAGUGUUAGAAAUUCUAAGCAUUGAAGUGUAUUUAGGGGGUGAAGUUUUCCUCCCCCACGGCACAAUAUUUGGGCCUCUCUCAGUACAUUUAUUUUCUCUGUUACCUCAAGUGUUACGGUUUCUGUCUGGAGAGAACGGACUGAGAAAUUUUUUUUUUUUUUAUGUGGAGUUCAAUCUCUGAGCCAAUAAGUAAAUCUCUCACUACAGGGGGGGUGUUUAGAAUGUUAUGAAAUAUGAAUACUUCAGUGAAGGGUACGUAUGUUUUAUGUUAAAAAGUUAGGAAAUGAAGAGAGAAUAGGGUAAAUUUGCUCUGUUCUUCUUUACAUCUUUUCCCCUUUAGUGGUACCAGAUUACUGUAGACUGAUGGAUAGGUAGGAACCGGUAGAAUAAUGUAGGGUAGAAGGCGAUGUAGCUUUAACUAACGGUCUUAUCUUAGGAGGCCAUUUUGUCUCCAUACCUGUUACAUACAUUCCAAUGGGUGUGUCUGAAACGACUGCCGUGUUUGCCGUGGGAUUUGCGGUUGUCACUGAAAUCCACAGACGCGUCAGGGUGUUGCUUUGUGUGGCUUAGUGCAUCACCAACCUGUUCACCCGUAAGUGUUUCUUCCUCUGCAAAGCAAUACAUUCUCUUGUCCUGUUAACCUGAGGUGUUGUGUUUUUUGUUAAUGCAAGUCUCUCCUACCAAAUGGGCACAAUAAAGAUCAUAUGAAGCA
Messenger RNA from Clupea harengus (Atlantic herring), 3612 nucleotides. It is a transcript of the gene nde1, whose product is annotated as nudE neurodevelopment protein 1. The record is from RefSeq and is a predicted model, not a curated record. Lineage: Eukaryota; Metazoa; Chordata; Actinopteri; Clupeiformes; Clupeidae. Gene Ontology annotation, biological process: mitotic centrosome separation; microtubule nucleation; chromosome segregation. Gene Ontology annotation, molecular function: microtubule binding. Gene Ontology annotation, cellular component: kinesin complex; centrosome; kinetochore.